AUGUCUAUCGACUUUCCAAAGGAAGAGGAGGCCAUCCUCAAACGAUGGAAGGAGAUCGGGGCCUUUGAGCGUCAGGUCGAGUUAUCCAAGGGCAAAAAAGAGUACACCUUCUACGAUGGCCCGCCAUUUGCGACUGGAUUACCCCACUACGGGCAUUUGCUUGCUUCCACCAUAAAGGACAUUAUUCCUCGAUACUGGUCGAUGAAGGGCUAUCAUGUCGAGCGCAGAUUUGGCUGGGAUACGCACGGCGUUCCGAUCGAAUAUGAAAUUGACAAGAUGCUGGGAAUGUCGGGCUCUGAAGCUGUCGAGAAGAUCGGCCUCAAGGCCUACAACGCUGAAUGCAAAGCCAUUGUUAUGAGGUUUUCUACAGAGUGGAGGCAGACCAUUGACAGGCUGGGCCGUUGGAUUGAUUUUGACAAUGAUUAUAAGACGAUGGACACCACCUUUAUGGAAUCUAUCUGGUGGAUACUGAAACAACUAUUUGACAAAGGCGCUGUAUAUCGUGGGUACAGAGUCAUGCCGUACUCGACCGCACUUAACACCCCGUUGAGUAAUUUCGAGGCUCAGCAAAACUACAAGGACGUUCAAGAUCCUGCGGUUGUCGUUUCAUUCCCACUCCUUGAUGACCCCCAGACUUGCCUUCUGGCUUGGACGACCACGCCAUGGACCCUUCCAUCCCAUGUUGGGCUUGCAGUUCAUCCGGAUUUUGAAUAUAUCAAGAUUCACGAUGAGGCCUCGGGCAAGAACUAUUACAUUUUGGAGGCUCUUCUGGGGACACUUUACAAGAACCCCAAGAAGGCAAAGUUCAAGAUACUGGAACGUGUCAAGGGUUCUGAUAUGGAAGGAUGGAAAUAUGAGCCCCUCUUUGACUACUUCUACGACAAGUUCAAGGACCACGGAUUCCGCGUACUCACUGCGUCUUAUGUUACCGCCGAUAGUGGUGUUGGAAUCGUCCACCAGGCUCCCGCGUUCGGUGAAGAAGAUUACAACGUUGCUAUGAAAUCCGGCGUCAUUAGCGGGGACAGGCUGCCUCCAAACCCUGUAGAUGAAAGGGGUCGAUUCACCAAGGAGGUUAGGGACUUUGCUGGCAUGCAUGUCAAAGAGGCUGACAAAGCGAUUAUCAAACACUUGAAAGGCACAGGCCGAGUAGUUGUUGAUAGCCAGAUUACUCAUAGUUAUCCUUUCUGCUGGAGAUCUGAUACCCCUUUGAUUUAUAGAGCAGUGCCUUCUUGGUUUGUCAAGGUCACCCCCGUAAUUCCUGCUUUGCUGGAGUCGAUUGAACAGUCAUACUGGGUUCCGUCUUUUGUCAAGGAGAAACGCUUUGCAAGCUGGAUAGUAAACGCAAGAGAUUGGAAUAUUUCUCGAAAUCGUUAUUGGGGUACCCCUAUCCCUCUCUGGGCCAGUGAGGAUUUCGAAGAGAUCGUUGCUGUCGGAAGUGUGCAGGAGCUAAAGGAGCUGAGUGGUUAUACCGGCGAAUUGACCGACCUCCAUCGUGACAAGAUUGACCACAUCACCAUUCCUAGUAAGAAAGGAAAAGGUAUGCUCCGCCGCGUGGAGGAGGUGUUUGAUUGCUGGUUUGAGUCAGGAAGCAUGCCAUACGCCUCACAGCAUUAUCCGUUUAAAGACAAAGAGCGUUUCGAGGACAAGUUCCCUGGUGAUUUCAUCGCCGAGGGCCUUGACCAGACUCGUGGAUGGUUCUAUACCCUUGCAGUUUUGGGCGUACACCUUUUCGGAAAACUGCCAUUCAAAAACUGUGUUGUCAAUGGAAUUGUCCUCGCUGAGGAUGGGAAGAAGAUGUCAAAGCGUCUGAAGAACUACCCGGAUCCAGGCUUAGUGAUGGAUCGGUACGGCUCUGAUCCACUUCGACUAUACCUCAUCAAUUCGCCAGUUGUCCGCGCGGAGCCAUUGAGGUUCAAGGAGUCGGGCGUCAAGGAAAUUGUUUCCAAGGUCCUCCUGCCACUGUGGAACAGCUACAAGUUCUUUGAAGGUCAGGUUGCGCUGUUAAAGAAGGUUGAAAAUGUCGACUACAUGUUUGAUCCUAAGGCCGAGUCCACUAACACCAACGCCAUGGAUCGCUGGAUCCUGGCCAGUUGUCAAAGCUUGCUCAAGUUUGUGAACGAGGAGAUGGCUGGUUACCGACUCUACACGGUGGUUCCAAGAUUACUUGAACUCAUUGACAACACAACUAACUGGUAUAUCCGAUUCAACCGAAGACGUCUAAAGGGUGAACUUGGAUUGGACGAUACACUGCAUGCCCUCAACACCCUUUUUGAAGUCCUUUACACAUUGGUUCGUGGACUAGCCCCCUUCACGCCUUUCAUCACCGAUACCAUCUAUCUUCGCCUCCUACCACAUAUUCCAGAGAAUCUCCGAGGAGAAGAUAGCCGAUCAGUACACUUCCUUCCCUUCCCAGAAGUUCGAGAGGAGCUAUUUAAUGAGACUAUUGAGAGGCAAGUCAGGCGAAUGCAGAAGGUGAUAGAACUUGGUAGAGUUUCCCGUGAGCGCCGAACCAUCGGUUUGAAGUGUCCUCUGAAGUCCCUUGUUGUUAUUCACAAGGAUCAAGAAUAUCUAGACGACGUUCGCUCGCUAGAGUCGUACAUUGCCGAGGAGCUUAACAUCCGCGACCUGAUACUGUCAUCCGACGAAGCUAAAUAUAACGUCCAGUAUAGCGUUGAUGCUGACUGGCCAGUUCUCGGCAAGAAGUUGAAGAAGGACGUGCAGAAAGUUAAGAAAGCCUUGCCAUCACUCUCCAAUGACGAUGUGAAGAAAUACGUUGAGACCGGGAAGAUACUAGUCGACGGCAUCGAACUAGUGACGGGUGACCUAGUUGUGAAGCGAGGAUUAAAGCGAGACGAAGGCUCCUCUGAACUGGAAACCAACACUGAUGAUGACGUCCUUACCAUCUUGGAUGCGGCCUUGUACCCAGAACUUGCAGACGAAGGGAUUGCGCGAGAGAUCGUCAACAGAGUUCAGCGCCUCAGAAAGAAGGCUGGCCUGCAAGUAACGGAUGACGUUGGGAUGGAAUAUCGUGUUCUGUCUGAUCCUGAUGACAUUGGAAUUGAAGGGGUGUUCGACAGGCAAGCCAAGGCUCUUGAAAAGGCACUUCGACGGCCCAUGGACAAACACGUCGUUACUGAGGUCGAAGGGAAGAUCCCUGAUACUGAAGAAGAUGUGAUCAUGGAGGAAGUUCAAGAAGUUCAAAGGGCUAUGUUCCUGCUUCGACUUGUUAAGCUAUAA
This is a messenger RNA of Trichophyton rubrum CBS 118892, 3237 nucleotides long. RefSeq names its product isoleucine-tRNA ligase. The transcript is spliced from 2 exons. The record is from RefSeq and is a predicted model, not a curated record. Lineage: Eukaryota; Fungi; Ascomycota; Eurotiomycetes; Onygenales; Arthrodermataceae. Gene Ontology annotation, molecular function: aminoacyl-tRNA deacylase activity; isoleucine-tRNA ligase activity; tRNA binding. Bases 1 to 3237 code for a protein of 1078 amino acids. Gene Ontology annotation, biological process: isoleucyl-tRNA aminoacylation.